Drosophila gunungcola (fruit fly) is the source of this 1177-nucleotide messenger RNA. RefSeq names its product putative oligosaccharyltransferase complex subunit CG9662. Lineage: Eukaryota; Metazoa; Arthropoda; Insecta; Diptera; Drosophilidae. Gene Ontology annotation, cellular component: oligosaccharyltransferase complex. The transcript has 2 exons. The record is from RefSeq and is a predicted model, not a curated record. The coding region runs from base 102 to 551 and encodes 149 amino acids.
UCGAUAGAUGACAACAAACACCGCCUACGCCGGCAACUUACCGUGAAAAUUGGAAAAAAAUACAAUCUCUUGGGAUAAAGCUAUAAAAACAUAUACACAACAUGAUCGAGACACUAUAUAAUCUGCCCUUCCACAUCCUGGUGCCGCCAAACAUAAAAGUUCGAAAAUUCAGCAUUCCUAUGCCAUCGCCCAUGGCUGUUUUCAGUGUGAUAUUGUUUUCCUAUUUUCUGGUUACUGGUGGAAUCAUCUACGACGUGAUUGUGGAGCCACCCAGUGUGGGAGCCACUGUGGACGAACAUGGACACUCGCGUCCGGUGGCCUUUAUGCCAUACCGCGUGAAUGGACAAUACAUCAUGGAGGGUCUGGCCAGCAGCUUCCUGUUCACCGUUGGAGGACUAGGCUUUAUUAUAAUGGACCAAACCCACUCCCCGGGAAAGACGAAUCUCAAUCGCCUACUCCUGACCGCCAUGGGAUUCAUUUUCAUUCUGGUCUCGUUCUUCACCACCUGGCUCUUCAUGCGCAUGAAGCUGCCCAGCUACCUGCAGCCCUAGAAUCUCUACUAAAAACGGACAGAUCAACGCUCUCUUAGUAUUCUCUUGUCUCUGAACAGGCGAAAAUCGUUAAAUCGAACUGCUUUCAUAAGAAUUUCAAAGUUUCAAAGCCUUUAAGCUACGGAAAAAAACGAUCAAAAGCAUUCCUGAAUCUGAUUGUGGUAUUAAAUAUGUUUAUUUUUAUACGAAUAAGUUAUUUUAAACAUAUUAUAAUAACUUUCGUACUUGUAUAGAAUAUCAUCCAAUUAAGCAUCAGUUUUGGUUAUCCCUAUAAUAUCUUUGUUCUUCAAAUAAUCAGAAAUAUACUACUAUCAUAUUUACCAACUCAAAUAAUUUAAAAGAAUGUUUAUAUUUAAAGUCAUGACAGAAAAUGUGAUAGCUUAAGCUGUAAAGUUUCAGUAAGUGAAGUUUGACUGUAUAUUUGGUAGAUCCCAAAACAUGUCGCCAAUCUAAAGCAUAUAAAAUCGGAGGAAAACAAACUUUUCGGCGUCCAAUGGCUCUCAGUUCACAUCGCGCUGUUGACUAGUUUGGCUCGCUGGUUUGCCCGCAGCGUGCAAAAACGACUUCCAUCGCCUAUAUAAUUUUAGAAUCUAUUUUUGUUUAUAAAUAUAAAGUACUUAUGUAUA